AUGGGCAUUCUCGGUAUUUGCAUCGGUAUCUGGGCGAUCCUCGUCGUCCUGGGUAAUUCAUUUCUCCAAGGAAUGGUCAAACAGUACAUGAUGAUAGACUUGGCCAGCAAUUUAUUCGUCAACGGCCUUCUCGCCUAUGUCUACCUCGCCCUCACGGCCAUCGUCGAUUUCACGAUUUUCUUCAUGCUUCGCCGCCGCAUUCGUGCCUUUCAAAGCGAUCAACGUCGUCAAACGAGUCAACAAGCGAGAAAUCUACGAAAAGAGUACAAAUUGGCGGCACAAGUGAGUAAAGCGGGCAUUCAAUCCAUCAAGUUCGAUGAGUGUGAUGCA
This is a messenger RNA of Mesorhabditis belari, 330 nucleotides long. NCBI's taxonomy places the organism in Eukaryota, Metazoa, Nematoda, Chromadorea, Rhabditida, Rhabditidae. The record is from the annotation of a GenBank genome assembly.